AUUUUCAGUGAAGCUUACCAACAACAUACAAAGCUUUUAGAGAAGUCUCAAAACCAACUCCUCCAGAGCACCCUAGACUCCGGAACCUACAACAAACUCCAUAGCUUCACCCAUCUUGCUAACGGUUUUGCCGUCCACACCACUCCCUCUCAGGCAGAGAAGCUAAGAAAGAGCCCUAGAGUGAAGUUGGUGCAAAGAGAUAGGGGUGUAAAGUUAAUGACAACUUACACUCCUAAAUUCCUAAAUUUGCCACAAAAUUUAUGGUUUGAUGAAAAAGGAGGUGACAAAAAAGCAGGAGAAGGGAUUGUAAUAGGUUUUGUUGAUUCUGGGAUCAACCCUUUUCAUCCAAGCUUUGCUAAUAAUGACUUAUUCAUCAACACUAGCUUAGUUUGCUCGAAUUCGAGUCGGUUUUGCGGUGCUUGUGAGACGGGUCCUCGUUUCCCGUCGAGUUCUUGUAAUGGGAAGAUAGUUUCAGCUAGGUUCUUUUCUGCUGGAGCUCAAGCUGCUGCUCAUCUUAAUGCUUCUCUUGAUUUUCUUUCUCCCUUUGAUGCUGUUGGUCAUGGGAGUCAUGUAGCGUCAACUGCUGCUGGGAAUUCAGGGGUUCCAGUGGUGGUUAAUGGUUUUUUUUAUGGAACAGCCAGCGGGAUGGCGCCACGUGCUCGAAUUGCAGUUUACAAGGCUAUAUAUCCAACAGUUGGUACACUCACUGAUGUUUUGGCUGCAAUUGAUCAAGCAGUAAAAGAUGGAGUAGACAUCCUGAACUUGUCAGUGGAACCAGAUGAACCAGGAGAAGAUACAAUAACUUUCCUUGAUGUAUUUGAAAUCUUCACACUGCUAGCAAGAAGAGCGGGGGUUUUUGUGGUACAAGCAGCAGGAAACAAAGGGCCUGGCCCGAGCACCGUGGUUUCCUACAGCCCUUGGUCUGUUGGAGUUGCUGCUUGCAGCACAGACAGAAGUUACCCUGCUACUCUCUUUCUUGAAAAUGGUCAGAACAUUCCUGGAGUGGGGUUAUCAGGGCCAACCUUUGGAAAUGGAAUACUGAAAUAUAAACUGGUGCUAGCAAAAGAUGCUGUUUAUAUUAAUGGUUCAUUCCCAAGAACUCCACCUUACAUAGAGGAAUGCCAGUUUCCGGAAGCUCUUGAUCCCAUAAUAGUGACAGGCAGCAUAGUGAUCUGCAAUUUCUCUGCUGGAUUUUAUAACCAGACUUCCACUCUCACUUCCAUCAUCAACACUGCAAAACAUUUGGGAUUCAUGGGUUUUAUCCUGGUUGCGAAUCCUGCUUAUGGUGAUUUCGUUGCAGAACCAGUGCCUUUCCCAGUGCCAGGGAUCAUGAUCCCCAAAACUGCAGAUGCAGAGAUCAUAUCUAAAUAUUACAAAGAGCAAACAAAAAGAACUGCACAAGGAUGUGUAGUAAAAUAUAGAGGGAGAGCCUCCAUAGGUGAAGGGAGAAUGGCUUUUUUUGACAGACAAGCGCCUGCUGUAAGUAGAUUCUCUUCUAGGGGACCUGAUAUUGUCGAUAGCCAAAGAAAUCCCGUAGAUGUUCUCAAGCCUGAUUUUGUGGCUCCAGGACAUCAGAUAUGGGCAGCUUGGAGCCCUCUUAGUGUCUCAGAGCCCAUAUUUGAAGGGAACAAUUUUGCAUUGACAUCUGGAACUAGUAUGGCAGCACCUCAUAUUGCAGGAAUAGUUGCAUUGAUCAAGCAACAUAACCCUUCAUGGACUCCGCCGAUGAUUGCAUCAGCAAUCUCCACUACUGCCACUAAAUACGACAAUUCUAGAGAAUUAAUACUCUCUGAAGGAUAUGAUCUUGGUAGCUUCUAUCCUUCUACUCCCUUUGACAUAGGUGGUGGAUUGGUGAAUCCAGCAAGAGCAGUAGAUCCUGGUUUAACAUUAAUCCCAAGAGAAGGAGAAUAUGUAGCUUUCCUGUGCUCUUUGCCUAACGUCAACAAAACAGAAGUUGAAGCUGCGACAGGUGGCUCAUGCAACCAUCCACUCGCACAUCCAGCAGACUUGAACCUACCAUCAGUGACAAUAACAUCUCUUGUUGGAUCUCAAAUAGUUAGGCGGAACGUGAUCAAUGUGGGAAGCAAACAAGAAACAUACCUGUGUGCUGUGCUUCCACCAAAUGGGGUCAUAGUUCAUGUAUCUCCAACUUGGUUCACCAUUGCUCCUACAGAGACCCGAGAUUUGGAGAUAAAGCUGAAUGUUACCCAGGCAAAGAAGGACUUCAGCUUUGGAGAGAUUGUUCUAACAGGAAGCUUGGAUCACAUUGUGAGGAUACCCUUGUCAGUUUUAGCUGUUUCAGUAUCGUAAGAGAUCGAUACCUAUAAGCAACUAUAGUUUUACUAAUGGUCAAAAUGAGCUAUUAGAAUUUAAAAUAACUCCAGUUUAUACAAAAAAAUGUAUAAUUAGAAAUAUGCAUUGUGAAUGGUGACCUGCCUCAAUAGCUGAGGGUCAAGUUCCAGUCUUGAUUCUUUACUGAAAGUAGCUGAUACCAAUAUAGAAUAGCAAAACUCUGUUAUUUGAGGCACUGUACCCGAUUCAUAAUACUUUUGCCUUUGUCCCAUAUUGUUUUGUACAGUUACAUUUUUUGGUAAUCCCAAAUUAAUUGCACACUCGCCUUUUCAUGUAAUUUUCCCUUGCUUCUCUAUCCAUAUUCCAACCUCAAUUCUUAAUCACGUGCCUAAUACAAAGGUGCAAAAUAAUGUGGGAUGCAGGGAGUAAUUAUUUGAGUCAAUAGCAGUGUAAAAAUGUCGAAAAGAAAUAGAAUAGAUGAAAUUUAAGAUAGGGGAG
Messenger RNA from Chenopodium quinoa (quinoa), 2790 nucleotides. Its product is annotated as subtilisin-like protease SBT2.4. Gene Ontology annotation, biological process: proteolysis. The transcript has 9 exons. Lineage: Eukaryota; Viridiplantae; Streptophyta; Magnoliopsida; Caryophyllales; Amaranthaceae. The annotation marks the transcript as partial. Gene Ontology annotation, molecular function: serine-type endopeptidase activity. The record is from RefSeq and is a predicted model, not a curated record.